Molecule: messenger RNA, 705 nt
Organism: Rubroshorea leprosula
Lineage: Eukaryota; Viridiplantae; Streptophyta; Magnoliopsida; Malvales; Dipterocarpaceae
Source: the annotation of a GenBank genome assembly
AACCCAUUUCAAUUUAGAGCCAAUUAACUAUUCCAGCCCAAACCCAAUCCCAAACUCACCGUUUUCAUAUAAACAUAAAAACCAAAAAAUGCGAAAGUCUUCUUCCUCACCUACACCACACUCACCCUCACUCUCGGCCUUCUCUCUCUCAUCUCCCGAAUCUUCCUUUCAGCCGGCGACUGAGCUUCCCUUCCAUACCCAAAACCUCUUGGAUUUCCUCUUCCCCUUCCACGCUACCCUUGGCUUCUCUCUUCCUUCGGUUUCCUCUUUCUUUCUUCAUGCAGAUCCUCGACCUCGCCCUUCUCUUCCCGUUGCAGAGCAACCGGCAGCCAUCUCCCAAAAGGCGACCGGCAACCAUUUUCUUUCUCCUUCUCCUUCUCCUUCUCCAAUCGUCGGUUCCUUUCUUUUGAUCUCACCAUCUCCGACUCCCUUCCACAUCAAAGUCCCUGGUUGCAAUCAAUCGGGAAGCCAUCACCCACACUCACCUUCUCGAACCACUGCCGCAGUGCCGCAUCACCUACGCCUGGCGAGUGAACAAUAGAACAGGAGCAAAUGAAGCUUCCUGAGAACUCCCAGUUUGACUGCAGAUCUGAUCAGUUUCUGCUCAGAUCAUUCUUUCAGCUAAAAAGGGAUUCGAUAUGGGCUGUUUUUCUGCAUAUCAAGGCCCAAAAUCACAUUUCAAAAGUCCGGGAUAUGAAGAUCCAA